GUUUGCUCGGCUGUUAGAGACACGGCUGUGAGCCAGAGUGGGAGAUGGACUGAGUGAGGGCGCUCUUUCGACCAGUGCAGCCGAUUUAGCAUUGCAAUACCCAGAAGCUAGGCUGAAAAAUAACUGGUGAUUUCAGGUCGCUGAAUCAACACGAAAACAUAGUGCAGUUAUCAGUCUUUCACAUCCCACUCCAAUCACACUAACACGGCAUUGAUGGUAAUGUAUGCAAGGAAACAACCGAGACUCGGCGAUGGGUGCGACCGAAGAGAUUCUCAGCCCUAUCAGACUCUCAAAUACUCAUCCAAGAGCCAUCCAGGAGGGGACCACCGGCAUGACAAGAUGCGAGACUCUUCAGACGUCACCCCUCCCUGCAAGAUGCUCAGGAGAUCUGACAGCCCUGAAAACAAGCACAUCGACAGCACGGGACACAGUAGAGCAAAGGGUGUCCACACGCACCGGGCCAGAGACAGGGAUGGAGGGACCAGUUAUUCUCCACAGGAAAAUUCUCACAAUCACAGUUCCCUUCAUAGCUCCAACUCACAUUCUAACCCCAGCAAGACCUCAGACACACCUUAUGAACCUGGUGAUGACUGGUCAGAGCACAUCAGUUCCUCUGGAAAGAAAUACUAUUACAACUGCAGGACAGAAGUGUCCCAGUGGGAGAAGCCCAAAGAAUGGCUGGAGAGAGAACAGAGGCAAAAAGAGGCAACAAAGACUGCUGUUGUCAACAGUUUCCCAAAGGACAGGGACUACAGAAGGGAGGCUAUGCAAGCAUCAGCAGCCCCUGGCUUUACUGGACCUAAGUCGGCCCAGGUGGAAAAGCCUGCAGCAGCACUUGCCACCCAGUCUCAGUCGUCAUCUGGCUCUGGGAGCUUGAAUCCGUCAUCAGGCCCACCUGGAUCGUCGGCGUCUACAGUACCCGUGUCUCCAGUCCUUCAAUCCCCAGCUCCUCCGCUCCUCCAGGACCCCACCCUGCUUCGACAGCUUCUCCCAGCACUUCAGACUGCCCUGCAGCUCAACAACGCUAGUGUGGACAUGGCAAAAAUCAACGAAGUUCUCACAGCUGCCGUCACACAAGCUUCAUUACAGUCUAUGCUUCAUAAGAUUCUCACUGCUGGACCGUCAGCUUUCAAUAUCACUACUAUCCUCUCUCAAGCUGCUCAACUAUCCAACCAAGCAGCUCAGCAGUCGAACCAGUCACCAAUGUCAUUAACAUCAGACGCCUCAUCGCCAAGGUCCUAUGUGUCUCCGAGGAUCAGCACACCACAGACCAACGCUGGUCCUCUAAAGCCCCUCCUCAGCACACAGCCUGUCAUCACACAGCCAAAAGUAAGCACGCCAUCAGCAAAGCAGGCAUCUCACCCCCAGCCCACAUCCCAGCAGCCCCUCUCCAGCGAUAAGCAGCACAGUUAUGAUGCGACCACAUCUUCCCCACGCACCCUCCAGCGCCAAGGCAGUCAGAGGAGUCCCUCCCCAGGUCCCAACCACGUCGCCUCCAGCAGCAGCAACGCCUCCAACUCGGCCUCCGCUCCCCCUGCCCCCUCAGCAGCCCGACCCUCCUGCUCCUUCACCCCCACCUUGGCUGCCCACUUCAACGAGAACCUUAUCAAACACGUGCAGGGAUGGCCCGCCGAACACGCAGAGAAGCAGGCAUCAAGACUACGUGAAGAAGCUCACACCAUGGGCAGCAUCUGCAUGUCCGAGAACUGCACCGAGCUCAAAAACCUGCGGUCUUUGGUCAGAGUCUGUGAAAUACAAGCAACAUUGCGUGAGCAGAGGAUACUGUUUCUGAGACAGCAAAUCAAAGAACUUGAAAAGCUGAAGAAUCAGAAUUCUUUUAUGGUCUGAGAACUUCUGAUUUGCAAGUCGGAGCAGGUGUCGGAGAAGAGUGGGGGGGUGGGGGUGGGGAGAACCAUUGCACAUAGUCGGAAGCUGGAGGGAGAACGGGUUGUUCAAUUUCAAUUCCUCUUGAGCCCAGUCUAAACACACAGACACACACAGACACACACACACACACACACACACACACACACACACACACAGGAGCUGUAGUCAGGUUUGCUUUGGACCGUUGGGCUGGGAAUCCAAGAGGGAGAAAUGAAGAGCUGUUGUGGGAGGAUGAGGGGAAGGGGGGAG
Messenger RNA from Pelmatolapia mariae (spotted tilapia), 2136 nucleotides. It is a transcript of the gene waca, whose product is annotated as WW domain containing adaptor with coiled-coil a. Bases 214 to 1848 code for a protein of 544 amino acids. Gene Ontology annotation, cellular component: nucleus. Lineage: Eukaryota; Metazoa; Chordata; Actinopteri; Cichliformes; Cichlidae. The transcript is spliced from 13 exons. Gene Ontology annotation, molecular function: chromatin binding; RNA polymerase II complex binding. The record is from RefSeq and is a predicted model, not a curated record. Gene Ontology annotation, biological process: positive regulation of TORC1 signaling; regulation of autophagy.